AUGGAUUUUAAAGAGUUUGGAGCUGACUGCACAGAUGGAGGCGAGGAGGAUCUGGACAGCGUCAAAGCUCUGACGGAGAAGCUGAAGCUGCAGACGCGCAGACCGUCCUAUCUGGAGUGGCAGGAGAGGCUGCAGAACCAGCCGUGGACUGACAGAAGUGCUGCAGACUCCGAGGAGGAAGACGGCUCCAUCCCUGCUGUCACCAGGAACGAGAACUCGGAGCUGGUGGUGCGCAACAUCUGCGGCUUUGAUACCAUUGAUGAUGCUUUGGAGUUUCUGAGAAAAGAGCUGAGGGAGAUGCAGGUUCAGGACAACCGUCUGGCCCGCCAGCUGAUCCGCCUGCGUGGGGAGAUCCACCGGCUGAAAGUGGAGCAGGUGUGCCACCGCCACAAGGAGAUGCUGGACGACGCCACCUACGAGCUGGAGGAGUGCGGGGAGGAGUUGGACCUGCUGUGCGACAUCCCCAUGAAGGCGGCCUUUGCUCUGUCCAUGCCUCUGAAGCACCUGGGCCUCACCAAGAUGAACAUCAACUCCAGGCGGUUCUCGCUGUGUUGAACCUGAUGUUCCCCCUGAAAGCACCAUCUUCUUCUUCUUCGAGGCGCUGCAGGUCAGAGUGAGGAGUGGCGCUCAGUGACUAUUUCCCACGAGGGAGCAUGGAAACUAAUGGGCUUUGACGUGACAUGGAUGAGGAAGCAGCUGUUUGCACACCUGCAGAGACCCACACCUUUAAGCCUCCAGAUCUUCCUGCUGGACUGAGCUGCUGUUUGCACUUCUUUGCACGCUGCAGGCAUUUUUGAAAGAGCAAGUCUGAAGUAAAUUUGAAAUGCACUUUUAUAAUUCCUUAAAGGAAUGCAAGUCACCUGUCGCAUUUCAUCCCAGAGUUUGAGAAGGUCAACUGAGAUAGCUGAAAUGUCACACUCAGAGCAGGUGUUGCAAAUAAGGCUCAGCUACUACCACAUUACAUUUUAUCUGUAAAACAAACUGAGCUAAAACCAUUUUUGUGGCCAGUUAUCGUGAUCAAAAUCUACAAAAGCUACUUUUUGAAAUGCAAACGACCAGUCAAAUGUUGCAUUGGUUUUAAAAUGUCACAAAUAAUAAUCCAAAGGUUCAUAGUGUGUCUGUGUCCGCCUGCAGGGAUCAGAUAAAGAAAAUGUUCAGCAAGUCUUAAAAGUGAGCAGAGUCCCUCUGUGCAGCAACACACUCUUAAAGCCUUCAUCAAUCUGCACCAGGAAGCACACAGAGUUUUUACACGUCUUUGUCACAAACCAAAAAUAUCACUACAGUGACGAGACACAGGAGGCUGGUUUGAUCUGCAGCAGCAUGCCGAUGCUGCACGGGUUAUAUAAAACUGGAAAGUGACCAAAUGCUUCUUGCAGCUCAGUGGAUAACAGCAGGCAUGUUAAGUGGUUGGGUUUAUAGUUUAAAGGUACUCAUAAAGUAAGAAGUCAAACACAAGAAUUGUUUUUAUUACCAGGAAAUCCAUGUAAAUUAAUUUUUCCCCCACUUAAAAUUAGUUCAAGGAUGAGUUCAAUGUUUAAAAUCAUAUUCUGUGCAGAAAAUUGGGCACUAAACACUGAAUGUUUGCAUGGGAUUAUUAAAGAAAAUGUCUGAAAUGUAAAGUUUUUUUUUUCUUGCACAUGAAAUAAAAUCAUAAAGCAACUUUUUCUCAUAUCAUAUAACAUUCAGACGUUUAUAUACUGACAAUAAAACUAUUUAAAGGCC
Molecule: messenger RNA, 1722 nt
Organism: Nematolebias whitei (Rio pearlfish)
Lineage: Eukaryota; Metazoa; Chordata; Actinopteri; Cyprinodontiformes; Rivulidae
Gene: fam167b
Product: family with sequence similarity 167 member B
Exons: 2
Coding region: 1-555 (184 amino acids)
Source: RefSeq, a predicted model, not a curated record